Messenger RNA from Thalassophryne amazonica, 1359 nucleotides. RefSeq names its product LanC antibiotic synthetase component C-like 1 (bacterial) (gene lancl1). Gene Ontology annotation, biological process: carbohydrate metabolic process; peptide modification. The record is from RefSeq and is a predicted model, not a curated record. Bases 110 to 1324 code for a protein of 404 amino acids. Gene Ontology annotation, cellular component: plasma membrane. NCBI's taxonomy places the organism in Eukaryota, Metazoa, Chordata, Actinopteri, Batrachoidiformes, Batrachoididae. The transcript is spliced from 10 exons.
UGGCGGUAAUGCACCGUGUUGGUUUGCAAACCGUCAAUAAAAUUCAAAGAAGAAGAGGAUCGAAGCGUAACAACACUUUUAUUAUUGAGUCUGUAACGAAGCUGUAUCCAUGGACAGCAGAGCCUUAAAGAAUCCGUAUCCUGACUUUGAUGGAAGUUAUGCGUCUGCUCCGUUUGACAGUCAGGGAAAGCUCACAGCGGAGUUUUCCGAGCGACUGAACAACAACAUCUACGAGCUUUUAGAAGCCAUGGAACGUGGCUUGAGGUCUGCAGACGCCAAAGACUGCACCACUUACACAGGCUGGACAGGUAUUUCUUUGCUCUACCUGCGUCUCCACAGUGUCUUCAGUGUUCCUUCCUUCCUCCAGAAGUCUCUGGAGUAUGUUAACCAGAGCCUGAAGUGUUUGACCCGGCGCCAUGACGUCACCUUCCUGUGUGGGGAUGCUGGACCGCUGGCUGUGGCUGCUGUAGUCUGUUACCGCCUGCAGAGGGUGCAAGAGGCUGACGAGUACAUCAACAGAUUGCUUCACAUGCAUAAGGACGUGGUGACAGUUUCAGGUAGGCUGCCAGAUGAGCUGCUUUAUGGCCGGAUGGGCUACCUCUACUCGCUUGUUUUCAUCAACCAGCAGCUUGGCCAAGAAAGGAUCCCUCUCCAAUACAUACAACAAAUCAGUGAGGCCGUGAUGGCGUCAGGUCAGCACCUCGGCAAGAAGCUGCACAUUCAGAACCAGAGUCCUCUGAUGUAUGAGUGGUACCAAGAGAAAUACGUUGGCGCCGCCCAUGGUCUUGCUGGCAUCUACUACUUCCUCAUGCAGCCGGGCUUCGUCUCAGUGGAGGAGGAAGUCAGCAGGCUGGUGAAACCCAGCGUCGACUACGUCUGCAGGCUCCGAUUCCCUUCAGGAAACUAUCCCCCGUGUGUUGGUGAUGAUCGGGAUUUGCUGGUUCAUUGGUGUCAUGGAUCCCCAGGGGUUGUCUACAUGCUGCUACAGGCCUACAAGAGAUUUGGUGUGCCUCAGUAUCUGGAGGAUGCCCUGCAGUGCGGGGAGGUGGUGUGGAGGUAUGGCUUGCUAAAAAAGGGCUACGGGCUUUGUCACGGUGCAGCAGGAAACGCCUACGCCUUCAUCGCCCUCUACAGGCAAACCCACGAUCCCAAGCACCUUUACAGAGCCUGCAUGUUUGCAGACUGGUGUAUGAACUAUGGUAAACAUGGAUGCCGAACGCCAGACACUCCAUUUUCACUUUUUGAAGGCAUGGCAGGCACCAUUUACUUCUUGGCCGACCUUCUGCAGCCGAUGACUGCAAAGUUCCCCGCCUUUGAGGUGUAGAUUGUAGCUGCAAGAAAUACGACAGCAAGAGGCCG